AUGGCUCCCACCGAUCUAGUGGAUAUUGGCACCGCGUGCGCCCGUCGAGGAUUUAUCAACACUGUCGGCGUGGUAGUCGAUAAGCUGGAUGUCUAUCGCACCAGAGGCUCCUCAUCUUGUGUUACAUUCACUAUAAAAGAUGCUCACUUUGAUACUCCAAGCUGGUCCGGAGGUCUCAAGAUCAAAUACUUCAACGACAAUGAAAGUGUGCUUCCUGAAAUUCGCCUCCACGAUGUAGUCUUACUGCGAAAUAUUCGUGUUACCGUUUUUCAAGGCAAGUCAACGGGAGUUGCUUCGCAGCAUGAUACUGUCCCUUGGGCAAUCUUCAGGCCUGGGCCAGACCCCAAUUCAAGCCCAGUCAUCACCAGCGGGCCCGUUCCUUUCGACUUGAAACCUCUGGAAAAGAGGUUCGCAAAUUCGCUUCUGGAUCGGUUUGUAGUCGAUGAACAAGCUGCGUCAGCACCACAGCCAACACGUCGCACGGCUGUUUCGCGUCAGCCGUCUGAGCCGUCCCAGCCAUCUCAAGUGAUCCAGGCUUCUAUGCCGGCUCCCAAAAGAGGAGGCCUGCCAUUUCAUCUGAUCCAAGAUGUCCAAGUCAACAACCUUGCCCAGCUGUUGGGCCAGGUAGUGAAACUCAACACCUACGAUAGCGAGAAAUGCCUCAUGUACCUUACAGACUAUACGUCUAAUGCGGGUCUCAUGGACAUCAAGAAACAGGACGAAGACGAACAGGGUCCCGAAGGUGACGAAUAUAACUACAUGGCUCGCAAAAAGAAAGACUGGCCCGGUCCAUGGGGCCAACUGACAAUACAAGUCGCUGUCUGGGAGCCACAUGCCAGUUUUGUGCGCGAACGCGUCAAAGCCGGCGACCUUGUGCUCUUGACAUACGUACGCAUCAAAGAAGGCCGUUUUGAAGGUGGCAUAGAAGCUGCAGUACACGAGGAUAAACGCUACCCAGAAAAGAUCCACGUUCGCAUCGUCUCGCCUAACUACGAUGAGCGAUCCCGAGAGCUUCUGGACCGUCGCAAGGAAUACUGGGCUAUCCACGGCAAGCCUAGUGAUGAUCCAAAGAAGGCUGAAAAGAAGAAAAAGAGCGCACAGAAGAAGAAGGAGGUCCGGAAAGAGGAGGGUCAAAAGACUUUGACAGUGGCCACCUCGCAGACCAAGAAAAACCCACACAUCAAAAUGCGCAACAUUGGAGUACCUGAGCGUUCGAUCGAAUACAUUCUAUCCGGCGAAUCACACGUCAACAAUCUUCCGGGUGGCAUCACCUACACUCUCCCUUUCCAGAACGUCUGCUACGUGCUACUAGCCCGAGUUGUGGAUUUCUUCCCCCGGAACCUAGAAGACUUCGCCGUGCAAGUCCCCAUGAAGCGAAUAGCCGCCAACUACAGAAAUCGAGGCCAGGAUAUCGACAGCACACCAAGUAUGGAAUGGCAAUGGCGCUUCUGCCUUCUCGUCGAAGGAACAGAGCCUAUGGUAUCGAAACAUGAACUCCGGAAACAGAUGAAGAUCUAUGUAUCCGGCGGAGAUGGUGAGCACUUGCUCAACCUCGACGCUACUGAUCUUCGCCGCAGUCCCGAUCGGCUAGCUGAGCUGCGAGAGAAACUGUUUCUUCUUUGGGGUGACUUGGAAGAAAAGAAGCAGGCACAGGCUGUCGACGAAAACUCGGCCUGGGAGCCUGUUAAAUCCUCGUCGGUACCUUUCAACUGUUGUAUUCAAGAGUAUGGGGUGCACUGUGGCCAUGCGCCAGACUUGAAUGCCAUGGUCAUCGACGGGGUCGAGCAGCCAUGCAGCCAGCCGGACUGCCUUGGUUGGGAAAGACGAUUCUCCAUGUUCGGCACGACAAUUCAUUCCUAA
This is a messenger RNA of Penicillium cinerascens, 1860 nucleotides long. RefSeq lists its product as uncharacterized. Gene Ontology annotation, molecular function: telomerase inhibitor activity; G-rich strand telomeric DNA binding. Bases 1 to 1860 code for a protein of 619 amino acids. The record is from RefSeq and is a predicted model, not a curated record. Lineage: Eukaryota; Fungi; Ascomycota; Eurotiomycetes; Eurotiales; Aspergillaceae. Gene Ontology annotation, biological process: telomere capping; regulation of telomere maintenance via telomerase. Gene Ontology annotation, cellular component: chromosome, telomeric region; nuclear telomere cap complex. The transcript has 4 exons.